Messenger RNA from Alnus glutinosa, 1851 nucleotides. RefSeq names its product protein FAR1-RELATED SEQUENCE 5-like. NCBI's taxonomy places the organism in Eukaryota, Viridiplantae, Streptophyta, Magnoliopsida, Fagales, Betulaceae. Bases 1 to 1851 code for a protein of 616 amino acids. Gene Ontology annotation, biological process: regulation of DNA-templated transcription. Gene Ontology annotation, molecular function: zinc ion binding. The transcript has 4 exons. The record is from RefSeq and is a predicted model, not a curated record.
AUGGACUCUUCAAGUUCACGAUUGGAUAAUGAGAGUGAAUUUGAUGAUGAUCUAACCCAUCAAGAUGACCGUCAAAAUGAUAUAGGUGAAAAAUUUGAAGAGUCGAAGGAUUUAAUGACAUUUAUUUCAGAUGAAGAGUUGAAUGAUGAGGAAGAAAAUGUGGUACUACCUGUGGUGUUAAAGGAUGAUGAGAAAGUUGAAGAAUUGAAAGAAUCAAUGACAUUUAGUUCAUUAGACGAAGUCUGCUCUUAUUAUAGGAAGUAUGCUAAGCAAGCUGGGUUUGGUAUAGCGCAGAGAAGCUCGAGAAAAAAGAAGGGUAGAAAAGGUUACUUAAUGCUUAUAUGUACUCGUGGAGGUGCAGAGCGACCUAAAACAAGUGAUUGUGCGAAGCCAAUUCCAGUUUCAAAUAAAACAGGGUGUGGUGCCAGGAUUUGUGCAAAUUUAUGUGAUGAUGGAACGUGGUUUUUGAUUGUUGAAAGUGGGGGGUUUGAGAAUCUUUCCUUUGGAGAGAGAGAUUGUCGGAAUUAUAUUAACAAGGCAAGAGAACUCAAUCUUGGUAAAGGUGGUGCUCAAGCACUUUGUGAUUACUUCAGAAGAAUGCAAAAGCAGAAUAGUGGCUUCUACUACGUAAUAGAUAUGGACGAUGAUUGUAGGUUACAAAAUGUUUUUUGGGCUGAUGCACGGAGUAGGGCAGCGUAUGAUUUCUUUGGAGAUGUUAUUACGUCUGACACAACGUAUUUGACCAAUAAAUAUGACAUGCCAUUUGCUCCUUUUGUAGGAGUGAAUCAUCAUGGUCAAUCUAUACUUUUGGGGGCAGGACUAAUUUCAAGAGAGGAUACAGACACAUUUGUGUGGUUGUUUAAAUGUUGGUUGGAGUGCAUGAAUGGCCAAGCCCCUAAAGCAAUUAUGACAGACCAGGAUAGAGCUAUGAAAAAUGGUGCCAUAAAUAAAUGUUUGUAUGACUCUCAAACAUGUGAAGAAUAUGAGGAAAAUUGGAAAGAUCUUCUGGAGAAGUAUAAUCUUCAUGAUAAUGCAUGGUUGAAUGAGUUAUAUAUGGAUAAGACAUUUUGGGUGCCGGCAUAUAUGAAAGAUACGUUUUGGGCGAGAAUGAGUACUACACAGCGAAGUGAAAGUAUGAAUGCAUUUUUUGAUGGUUACGUGCACUCACGAACCACAUUGAAAGAAUUUGUUGAUGAAUAUGAUAACGCUUUAAGGAGAAUGGUCGAGAGUGAGGCACGUGCUGAUUUCGAUUCUUUCAAUCACACAAUCCCAUGUAUAAGCACCUUGCAAUUAGAGAAACAGUUUCAAGUUGUUUACACAAAUGCGAAGUUCAAAGAAGUACAUGAGCGGUUUGUGAAAAUGAUGUCUUGUAAUAACUCUCUUCUCAAAAGUGAAGGUGCGAUUUCUACCUUUGAAGUUGUUGAAUAUGUUGCCAUUGGAGAUCACUUAAUAGAAAAGACAUUUCUUGUUUACUUCAAUGAAGAUGAAUUGGAAGUGAAGUGCACAUGUGCAUUGUUUGAAGUAAGAGGCAUCUUAUGUAAGCAUUCACUUUCCGUGUUACGGACAAAGAAAAUGACAACUUUGCCACAAAGAUAUAUUUUUGACAGAUGGAGGAAAGAUAAUAAGCGAGAGUACUCGAAAGUUAAGAGUAGUUAUGAUGCCAUUGGUGAUAAUCCACAUGCCCAAAUACAUGACAAAUACAUGACAAAGGCGUCUCCCUUCCUCAAUGUCUCUUAUAUGAUCCUCCAAUCUCUUCUCAUAAGAAGUCAUUUGGUUAUCCGCCCACUUAAAAAAGUCACAAUCUCCAGCUUUCUGCGUGAAAACAUAAGAAUAAAUGUCAUAAACUACUAA